Molecule: messenger RNA, 7489 nt
Organism: Xyrichtys novacula (pearly razorfish)
Lineage: Eukaryota; Metazoa; Chordata; Actinopteri; Labriformes; Labridae
Source: the annotation of a GenBank genome assembly
AACAGAAGAAGAAAAAGUGUGGUCUGUUAGAGCUUCUUCAGUAAAUGUUUGAUUUGUUUCAGAGACGCAAAUAACCUCAGAGCUGAGCAGAAUGGUGAGUGUUUGACUUUUAAAACCAUCUUUCUGAACAUGACUUACAAUGCAGAUAAAACUAGGAUUCUUCACUGUCAUUGUAAAGAUGAGAAAGCUUUAACUUUGAACUCUGCAAAGGUCUGAUUUUUAUGUGAUUGUUUCCUGCUGCAGUAAAAAUUCAGAUCAGAAGCUUCAUGACUGAACAGGCUCAGAAGAAUUAAGUGUUUGGUGUCUGAUUUACUAAAGCAGAGGGAAAUAAAACAUUGACAUUAGCUAUGGCGAGAUGAAGCCUCAUGAAGCAUCGAAGCUUUCCAUCCAACUGCUCGACUCCUGGGCCGAAGCUUCAUGAUCGUGCUUCAUUUGCUCUAUUGCGCCAUCAAGUGGACAAUAAAUGUAAAACAGGCAGAGUGAUAAACCAAAGACACCCCGAGGCUUUGGUGCGCGAAGCUUUGAAUUCAAUGAUGAAUGGAGUUAUGAAAAGGGUAAGAGGACAUAAAUUAUGGAGAGGGUUGUGGUGUGGAUGUGCUAGUGUUACUUAGUUUGUUGUUCGCACUUUUGUUACGGGGACAACAUAUAAAACAUAAACAUUUCAUUUAUAUUUAGUUAUUUAUAUUUAAAAACAACUUUUCAACAAGUCUCGAGUCUAUGGAUUGUGAGUGGGGGAGGACUCCAUUGCGUUUCGCUGCCUGUUAAAUCAUCCGCUAAACCCGUGAACCGUUUCUUGUAGUGGUGUGUCGGUCUUGAACGAACGGAUCAAAAGAACUAGUUCUUUUUGGUGGACGAAAUGAACUAGUUCUCCCCCUCUAAAUGACCCGUUCAAUCCGUUCAGUUCUUUUGAUUGGCUGAAGAGGGACUGCUUGCCUGUCUUAUCCUAUCGUCGCGCCUCGUUCUGUGUGUGGGUGGGGCUUAGAGAAGCAGCAGCAGUACUACUGAGCUGACUGAAAGACCGGGAUGACCGAGUUGACUGAAAGAACGGGUCAAAUGAACGAAAGACCUAGUUGACUGAAAGAACGGGUCAAAUGAACGAAUGACCGAGUUGAACGAAAGACCCAGACCGAUGAACGAGUUGAACGAAAGACCGAGUGAACGAAAGAUCCAGACGGAUGAACGAGUUGAACGAAAGACCGAGUGAACGAAAGACCGAGUUGAACGAAGGACCGAGUGAACGAAAGAUCCAGACGGAUGAACGAGUUGAACGAAAGACCGAGUGAACGAGAGACCCAGACGGAUGAACGAGUUGAACGAGAGACCGAGUGAACGAAAGAUCCAGACGGUGAACGAGUUGACUGAAAGACCGAGUGAACGAAAGAUCCAGACAGAUGAACGAGUUGACUGAAAGACCGAGUUGAGUGGCCGCCGCACGAGGCCCGACAGCCGAGCCGGAGCGAGCGGGACAGUCACACACACGCAAAGGCACACAGCUGCUGCUGCAGCCAGAGGCAGAGAGACAACUAUUAAUACGCAUUUGCACUGUCUGUUGACAUUUGUACUUUUUAUUAAUGUUUUUAAUGCACCUCAAAAUAAUAAAAAACCAUUAAAAACCUUAUAUAUUUUGUUACUCCAACUAUAAUUUUAUAUUACAAGUAGUGCAGUGAGAUCGCAGCGUUGGACCGGGUGGACCGGGGGUGGGAAGUGGAGAGUGCAGCGGUCAUAGCGUCGGACCGCGGGGGGGACGACGACGAGCGGACUGACAAAUGACCGAUUGACCGAAAUGACCGAAAAGAACGGGUCUUUUUAGUGACCGACCCGGAAUGAUCCGGUUCACUGAAAUGACCGGUUUUGCCCACCACUAGGUUCUUGAAUCAGUCACGUGGUACAGCCGGGUAGCGAGGCUUCGGGCGUCGUCAUUUUUGGCUCCACCCCUACAUGAAGUAAGCUUCGAUUCGCGCUUCGCGGAAACCUCCCCCUCAUUACUCGACACACGCGCUUCGUAGCCUCGGCACUGAAGGACACAUCACUAAUUGACAUCUUCUCUUGUUCGAGAUGUUUACUACCUCAAUAUCAGAUCUGUACCUCUGAUGUCUGAACUCGCUCUAAAAGGCAUCAUGAGCAGCUUCAGUCAGAAAACUUACAGCCUUCUACGAAGAAAGAGUUCAGUCCUUUCCCAGCUGUUUGCAGCCUGUCUGAAUCUUUGAAUUUUUGGAGAUUUACUCUGAACCUGAGAGUGUCUGAAACUUAUCAGACUGUAACUUUUCCUCACCUACAUAUACACCAGAAACCCAGUCUAAAAACAGACUCAAACAGGAAGUAGAAACUCUCAACCAACGAGGUCGUGUGAUGGUCUCUUCCCCAUUUGCGUAGGUAGUAAAAGUAAAGAGUUGUGAUGUUAGCUCCGCCUCUCCGCGUGUAUUUUAUUCACUCUUUAUAAACCUGCAGAUUAGCGAGAGCUCCUCUAAUGUUCGGUCACAUGACCCCCUCCUCCUCCCGCUGGGGUCAGAGGUCAGCCUGGUGUUUGGUUUGGCACAGUGAUCCUGUUAGAGAUCUGAAUGGACCACACACGUGCACACACAGAAACACACACACUGAACAAAGAGGAGAUUUGGGAUUCAGACACAUUUGUGCUUCUUUUCACCACAUUUAGAGCUUUUUCUUUUUUUUUUAACAGCUUUAUGUCUCUGCAGCUGAUCCCAGAGCAGCCAAACGCACAGAAAAAGAGCCUGUUUAUUCGAGCAGACCCAAACUCACAGCUGUCCUCUGUCUCAUAUACAUUUUAUUUUGUGAUUUAUUUACUGCAAUUUAUUCACAGAUAUUUACUGUCUUCAAAACAACCACCAUCCUUCAUGACCCGAUGACCGAAUUCUGAGUUCUCAGAGUUUCACCAAAUAAGAAACCUGCUCUGGAUGAUCAGCAUGAAGCAGGGCCUCACAAACUAAUGAAUCAAACUCUUUUUUUUCUCUCAGAGUUCACCGUCUGCAGGAUCCUCCCUGCAGGUCCAUGCCGUCAGGUUCGGUCCGGGUCAGGAGCUGCUGGGAUCUCUGCAGACAUUUGUGAAGGAGGCGGGACUCAGAGCACCGUUCAUCAUCACCUGCGUGGGAAGUGUCACCAAGGCAACGCUCCGGCUGGCAAACGCCACAGCAUCAAAUACAAACGAGGUACCUGAGAGCAGCUCUUUUUGUGCUCCUUCACAGCAGAAACACUCAGCUUAAAUAUCUGCAAAUAUGUUAGGAAAGUUGUUCUUAUAGAUAUAAACUUCGCUGAAGCAGAAAAACAUGACAAAUGUUUUUUUUACCCAACAUUAUUCUUGUCCCAUUUAUACACAAAUCACUUCUGCAGACAGGUCCUUUCUGUCAGAGGAGCUCAGCUGGAAUAUCUGUUUCUCUGAUCUUGUGUUUGAUUUAGACUGUGCUCAUAUAUUAAAAACCUGAGCUUUACUGUAUGAUUACAUCUCUGUUUUAGAAAAAUAUUCAUUAGGACAUUACACAAGGCUAUGCUGCAGAGAGAUGCAGAGAACUUAAUAUAUGGCGCCUUAACUUUGAUUUUUCUGAAGGUACUUUUCUGUGCUAAGCAGUUAUGAUUGAAAAAUCCAAGAAAAAAGAAAAGCUGUACAUUAAAUUCAUGAUUUUUGGUGAGUAACGCUUUAGAUUUGAUAAGAUUCGGGUUCAAGUUUGCAGAGAAAACUUGUCACACAGCAGAAAAAUGAAGAACAGUGAAGGCUAAUUUUUUUUAACAGAAUUCAAAGAGUUUCUUUCUUUUAAAGCCCAUAUCCCCUAAAAAAAACUAUAAAAAUGCAAACUUUAGGAUGUUAUCUAUGAAAGCUGAAGAUAAUAAUUCUCCAUGUUUUCCCCUCAGCUGCUCCACUUGACCGGCCGGUUUGAGAUCGUGUCCCUGGUCGGCACCCUUAACCUGGACGCUCACCUCCACAUCUGCCUGGCUGACAGCGAGGGCAAGACAGUGGGAGGUCAUGUGAUGGGAGAUCUGGAGAUCUUCACCACAGCUGAGGUGGUGAUCGGGGAGGCGACACAGCUGCAAUUUAAGAGAGAAAUGGACGAGAGGACGGGCUUCCCUGAGUUGGAGGUUCAGAAACGCUAACAGAGAGAUGACGAGGAAAACAGGUACAGCCACCGACGGACCGCCGCCUCCUGAUGCUGGUACGUCUGAAAAAUCAAACACUGCAGAAAAACUCUUGUGAUAAAUAAAACUUAAUGAAAGGCUCUCAUUCCUGAUCUUUCCUUGGACAGUGAACUGAUUUUGCUGUAGUGGCUUCUCUUAAUAAUAAUAAUAAUAAUAAUAAUAAUUCAUUUUAUUUGUACAGCGCUUUUAAAAACACUCAAAGACGCCAUUAACUAUUAAGAAAAAGUUCCUCUGAGUGCGCUUCCAGUGAGGAAAAUUUAAAAACAAAAAAUUCAAUUAAGUUCCCUUUGGAUGCCAUUAAACUUCCCCCACUAAAUGUUGCAUAAAUAUUCCCAAGGAUGCAGGAAUUUAGAGUUAGGCAGACCAGUUUAACUGUUAAAGGAAAGAGGGCUGGUUUCUGUCGUCCCCUCUCCCGGUGAAAAUCCUGCUGUCAAUGUAAAUGUCGGAUAAGUGAUUGAGUAGAAAAAUGACGAACAUGCAGGGUUUCUCUCUGAGUCUGUAGCCUCCACACUCGCCAGCUCUCAGACCGGUCCUGAGCCUCAGCAGCAGUUUCUGCCCUGCGGGGGCCGCAGCUUUCUGCUAAUAGAUGUUAAACUGCAGCUCGGCCUUUCAGAGCCUCUGACCCCCUCGGUUGUGAUGAGACAAAGCGAGAAACUCCGGAGGAUUAACUGUGACCUUGGCUCGGUCACGGCCGCCACGGUGAAGAAAGGAAGAGCUCUGCUGCCGUGUGGCGGGCGGGUUGGAGGGAGGGGAGAAGGGCGUGGUUACAGCCUUUUGAAGGAAUCCGGAUCAUAGAGUUUAAUUGGAGCUCAGCUGACUGAGUUCAGCAAAGACAACAUGUAUCUGUACAACCACAAACAGACGGUUUGUUUUCACUCUGUCACAGAAAAGACCAUCUACAGCUUUAUCUUUGAAUUCUUCACUUUGGUCCUGAUACUCUGUCAUGGAAACCUGCAAACUCUGAACUUAUGAGAAGUUACACUGAAGUGUAAAUGAAUGAAGAAAACCCACAGAUUUCAGCAUCUUUCAGGUUUUAUUUUUGGACCUAUGAUUCCAGAGUCUUUCUUCAAGUGCAUGUUUUGGAGGCACCAUUAUCUGAGAAUUCAGGCUUAAAAUUCUAAAAGAUUUGCAGACAAUGAAAGUAAAUUUGGAGGCUUCACCUUCAAAAACACUUCUUAUACGUUAUUAUUGUUGGAUGUGUCUUUCGCUAAAGAAACAGGAUUUGCAUGUUUCAGCUAGGGCUGUUUUAAUGUCCAGUUUUCACCUCAUAGUGUCUUCUGUUCAAUCAGUAAGCAGAAGUAAAACAGUGAGGGGUCAGGGUUCAUCAGAAAGUGUCAGUGAUGUAUUGAUCAGUAACCUGCAGAGACUUAAACUCUAACGAUGUUUUUGGACUCAUAGUAAAUCUUUAAAUGUCAGUUUUUAGGAGUGUCUCAGAGGGAUGCUGCAGCUAGCUCUCUAACAGCUUCUGCUUCUUCUCUCCUCAGUUUUAUGAAGUUUGGAAAUCAGGUAAAGGAUCAUCUCUGUGAAAUCUGUCCCCUAUUUGAGCUCAAUCUGGAUGUUUAGUUCACAUGAAGACAGUAAUCAUCAACUCUGGGACAGUCCUAUAAAAAGUAAACAAAAUAUCUGCCAAUAAAAAAAUUAUAAUAAUCAGUUACUUCAAAAUUAAACUUUUUGUGAUUUUAAAGAACUUCGAGAAUUGUCUUUCUUAUGCCACCGGUGAAUAUUUUAUCCAACUCAUAUUUGUGUACUGUUUUAUAAUGAAAUAUAUUUUCCACGAAUCAGACCUUAAAACAUGUUUUACCCAAAAUAAGACUGAACACUUCCUUAGUUUGUAGUUUUGCAGUGGGUAAAGCAGGGCUUAUUGUCUUUUUGCUGAUUUUUUCCUGUACAUGCAUAAAUAGUUCUAUUAUUUUUAUCAUACCCGGAUUAUUUUGACAGAUUAAUAUUAGGCGUCUGUCUUUGUUCUUGUAUCUCAUAGUUUGUUUUUACUCAGAGCUGUUAGUCUUAAAUCCAGUUUAUUGUAUGACCUGGUGGAGAUUUUUACAGGAGUAUUAAACAGGAUGAAAAAUAACAAACUAAAACUGUAGACUUCAGUCUGAAGAUUUAAAAUCUUUCAACUGUUUCUUCUGCACUUUGUACAUUUUGUUGUCACCCCAGUUUUUCCAGCUCUUCUGUGAUCGUUGAUCUUUUUAAAAUGGUUUUCUGUGUUUUUUCCUGCUGGUGUCCUCGACAGUGUUAUAAAUUUAAAGCCCAUUCAGAAAGUAACCUCAGACUUUAAAGCUGGGUCAGGGUUCAACAGUCAGCUCUUGAAACAUGUGAUUUGACCUAAAUAAAAAGUCCACCUGUUUAUCUGAAGAAAUCUGUGCGGUUUAAUUCAGUUUCUUGGUGAUAUUGUGUUUCCAGGAGGAUGAGGCCGCCAUCAGCGGGGCAGCCCACCGCCGCCACAUUAAAGCAGAGCAACAAAGCGUCCCUGCUGCAGCUUUGUGCUUUUGUUUUGUUCUGUUGACGCAGCAUGGAGGCCAGGGAGCGUUGGUGGUCUGCCCCAGUGCCCUCUGGGAGGCAGUUUAACACAUCCAACCAAAGCGGCUCAGUUUUCCUCCUGACAAAUUGAAAGGCAGCGGCCCAAAGCGGAUGUUCUGGAUUUGAAAAAUAUCGUUUGAUCUAAAGACGUUUUUUUUGUCUUUCUUUAAACGGCUUCUUCAUGAGGCAGAGAUGAUUAAAACCUUUCCCUGCUCGUAGAUAACUGUGUGUCUGUGUCGCAGGAAAAUGUCUUUAUUUGAAGCAUCUGUGAGUUACAUUAAAUGUUUGUUGUUUAUUAAUGUUUCAGAGCUCCAUCUGCGGGCAGCUCCUGCUGUGAGGCACCAAUUACAUUUGACUGACACAAAGACCCGACUUUAAUCUCUGCUCAGCUCAACACAUUUAGUUUCCACAUAAACAAACAUUCAAAGUUUGUUUAUGGACAUAUGGAAACAGAGAACUGUACAAACAAGUUUUACCCUGAAGUCAAAUUUUCUCUUUAAAGAUGAACCUUCAGAUAUUUACUGCUGUUGAUUGAUUCAGCCUUUAGCUAAUAGGCAAACAUGAAGAAAUAAACUCUCUGAAAAUAACAGAAACACUUCUUUAUAUUCAGAUCUGAAUCCUUACAAACUGUGAUGAGAUUUGUACAUUUUUAUCUCUAUUUCUUUAUUGUUAUUUUGUCUUUUAUUCUUUAACUUUGCCAUCAUGAAAUAUGUCAGUAUGGUCUCGUCCAGUAUGUUCGUUUUAAAUGUGAAAUGUUAAGAGUUAAAUUCAGCAUUAACAGCGAAGAGUCAAUAUAAAAACCUACAGGGAAGUUUUUAAAUGUUAA